Larimichthys crocea (large yellow croaker) is the source of this 365-nucleotide messenger RNA. RefSeq names its product LON peptidase N-terminal domain and RING finger protein 2-like. Gene Ontology annotation, molecular function: ubiquitin protein ligase activity. The record is from RefSeq and is a predicted model, not a curated record. The transcript has 2 exons. The annotation marks the transcript as partial. Lineage: Eukaryota; Metazoa; Chordata; Actinopteri; Sciaenidae.
UUCUUUAAAAACAGGAAGUACAACCCCACGGCUCUGCUCCAGGACAUCAUGACCCAACUUUUCCCCUCGCAGCUGGCUGAGAGGAAACAGGUCCAUGAUGCUGAGAUGGCUGAACUGUCCAAUCUCACUAAGGACAUCCCCAUAUUCGUUUGCACGGUGGCCUACCCUGGAGUGCCGUGCCCUCUGCACAUCUUUGAGCCUCGAUAUCGGCUGAUGAUGCGCCGCUGCAUGGAGACAGGCACUAAGAAGUUUGGCAUGUGCAGCUAUGAGCAUGGAAAGAGGUAUGGAAGUCAAUUUAAACAACCUGUUUACAUAAAAAUUGUAGAUUUUGGUUGAUAGAAUACACAAGAAUAUGGCCAGUCCUG